CAGGUUGGAGAUUAUUGAGAGUUGGCUGUGAGCUGCUACUGGUACAUUACAUACUCAUCAUAGAUAUAUACCAGCCAUUGGGAUCCCCUGCCUCGCCCUUUUGCUAGACGCCCUUCGACAUCCACUUUCUCUCAUCUCUUGCGACAGACACCAUGAACAACCGACCGGUGGAGCAGGCGCUCGCAACCCUCCUGCCCACUCAUGCUCAAGACUUACCACCGGAUCUCCUCAGCCUGGCCGUCUCCCUCGUCGCCCAGUCGCGCAGCCUGUCCUCGAGCCUGAAGCCCGAAGAAGAAAUCGCGCGGCCCUAUGCUUGCGCGGAGAUCGCUUGUCGGAGACUCACGCGCACGCUCAAGCUCCCUCCCCUGCUCGGCCACCCUCCGUGUCCACCCCGACCCUACAAGAAACUCUAUGCCUUCCUCGACCGCUCCCUCUCCGGCGGCUCCUCCUCCGCCCCAGGCACGCCCUCACGCAGCCGCACCACCCCUUCGUCCACCCCGACGAAAGCGAACCGCCUCACCCAGACCCCGUCCAAGAACCCCUUGGCGACAGCUACAGCCGCAGCCCUGCAAAACACCCCCACGAAAUCCAGCCCCCUCAAACGCUCCCUGCCGCACGACACCACAAAAACCUCAUCCAACACCAACCCCAGCACCCCCAACCGUCCCCGCCUCAAUGCCCCCAAUCCCACAUCCACCAAAAUCCCCGACGCCCCGAACUGGGUAAUGACCUCGAUCCGCACGGUCUGCAAAACCCUCUCCACCCCAGCCCCGCGCAUGAGCACCUGGUCGCGGCCCCCGAUCUCACGCACCCUGCCCCCGCACAUUUUCGCGGGAGUGUCCUCGAUCCUCUUCUUCGUGACCAAGACCGCCUCGACUCAUGUGAAACACGACGAGGGCCUCGACGACGAGAUGCUCGAGUUCCUGGAGCCCGUGCUCACCGCCCGGAAUACCGCAUCCGGCGAGGGGCCGGAUGAGGAGUACAAAGAGCUCGUGGAUGCGCUGAUCGUCGCGGUCUAUUUCCUUGUUCUGGCGAGACGGCGCCAGCCUGCUGAUGAUGACGUCUCAGAAACAGAAAGAGAGGCGGAUGCGAAGGUCAUGGAUAAGAAGACUUUCACGGAGAUGCGGCAGACGGCGUUGGUGAGUUUGGGGCUGCCGGCCACGGAGAGGCGGCAUCGCGAGGAUGUGGAUCAGUGGAUUGCCCUCGUCAUGGAGCAAGGGUGGGCCCAGGGGACGGAGUGGUUCGAGAAUAUCCCCAGGGCUGGGGAGGUGGAUGGCGAUGCGGAGCUUUUGGACGAGGAGGAGGAGAAUGGGGCUUAUGGGAACGGGGGCGAGGAGGAUGGUGGUGGUGUGCCGAGUCGGAAAAAGCAGCGCUUCCAGUUGGGGCGCGAGACGAGGCGCGGGUUGCUGCCGGGGUUGGGGACGAUGAUGCAGGAUCGCGUGGAUUGGUUGAGCGAGGAUCGCAGGGAGGAUUAUUUGGUCUGGAAGGCGGAGAUUCUGGCGAGAUGUGACCAGAUCGACAGGGCUGCUUUGGCUGCGUAGGGGUUUAUCUUCUUUGGAGUACACGGGGUUAGAGGGUGUGUAUGUGUGUGAUUAGCUACGUGAGAAAUAUGAU
This is a messenger RNA of Aspergillus uvarum CBS 121591, 1614 nucleotides long. RefSeq lists its product as uncharacterized. The record is from RefSeq and is a predicted model, not a curated record. Lineage: Eukaryota; Fungi; Ascomycota; Eurotiomycetes; Eurotiales; Aspergillaceae. Gene Ontology annotation, biological process: DNA replication. Gene Ontology annotation, cellular component: nuclear origin of replication recognition complex. Gene Ontology annotation, molecular function: DNA binding. The transcript is spliced from 2 exons. Bases 153 to 1541 code for a protein of 462 amino acids.